Messenger RNA from Python bivittatus (Burmese python), 2387 nucleotides. The record is from RefSeq and is a predicted model, not a curated record. NCBI's taxonomy places the organism in Eukaryota, Metazoa, Chordata, Lepidosauria, Squamata, Pythonidae.
GCUGUGAAGAGAACAUUAAAUUGGUUAAGAUGGUAUCUUAAUGUUCUUCAGCUUUACUAGUACAUCAGAAGGCUAGGAUGGAACGACUUCAACGAGAACUUGAGAUUCAAAAGAAAAAGCUGGAUAAACUAAAAACAGAAGUCAAUGAAAUGGAGAAUAAUCUAACACGAAGGCGGCUGAAAAGAUCAAAUUCUGCUUCCCAAAUUCCUUCACUUGAAGAAAUGCAACAGUUAAGAAGUUGUAACAGACAGCUUCAAAUAGACAUAGAUUGCCUUACCAAAGAGAUUGAUCUUUUUCAAGCAAGAGGACCACAUUUUAAUCCCAGUGCCAUCCAUAAUUUUUAUGACAAUAUUGGAUUUCUAGGUCCUGUGCCACCAAAACCCAAAGCUGAUCAAAGAUCCGUGGUCAAAACACCAAAGACUGUUCCUGAUACUGAAGAAGAUGAGGGAGCUCAAUGGAAUUGUACAGCUUGUACUUUUUUAAAUCACCCAGCCUUAAAUCGUUGUGAACAGUGUGAGAUGCCUAGGCAUUUCUGAGCCAGGGAGGCUCACUUAUCUUCUGUAAAUCCAACUUCUGACUAUUGUGUCAUUUCCUUGGGAUAAAUAAUCAUUUAUGCAUAGGAUUUUGUAAAAUUGAACAUGUGACAGGAUUUAUUAGUAAUGUUAAAUGUCAUGAUACAGAGAUAAUACCUCAGUCUUGUGCUGCAGGCAGCUGGAAAUUCAUCGGCUGGAAGGUUAUCUCCUGAAAGACUUGGUUGCCAGCUGCCUGAUAUGUACAGUAUUACCAGAUACCCAUAAGAAUAACUCUCACCAGGUUCAAUGCUUUGGUGUUCCCAAUCGCCUUUCUCCACAGAUGUCACUACUGAAUUUUGACAGGGGAAGGAAUUAGAUUGAUAGCUUUUUUGUUUUUGUAAAGCUUUCAGUAAAACACUACAUUCACAGAGGAAAUGAAAAGGAACAAAUUGAAACUGUAUUUGCUGCCACAGAGGGCCCAGGAAUUAUAGAAGAACUUCAGAAAUGUAGAGGUACUCUUCAUCUUGUCUUCCGGAAAGCAGUUCCACUCUGUGAAGACAAAAAUCAGUACAAUCAUCUGAAGAUGAAAAAGAAAACUGCAUGCUUUGUCUGUACAAUAUUCACCGUGAAAUAUCCCCAAGGCUUUUCCUACUGUACAUAGUUCUAGAAUCUGCUUUAAAUGACUUUUCUUCACCUUUUAUUAUUUCUUGUAUUUCUUAAUGUAUAGUGUAAUAGUCUUUGUUAACUUUCUUUCUCCCUUUAAGUGAUUAUGCACGAUUGUGAUCCCUUUGCGUUUAAAGUUUUUGAUCUGAGAGAAGCAGUGCCUUAAAAGAGCGCUAAUGACAAUGCACAAACUAGCUCUUGUCUGCCUCUUCUGUAUGUUGCUCUUGUAAAUGCUGGUAAUCUGUGAAGACCUGCAGAUGCAGCAGGGUGAAAAUGCAGGAAAAGUUGGAGUUCACGCUUCUAGUUCACUCGGGACACUGAUUUUUACGGUGGGUGACACCUGGUAAUAUAUUGCCCGACAAAAACAGAGGAGAGAAUUAGUCCCACCCCCCAGCAUAUCAGCAUCUGAUAGGCUUUGCUGGGUACCUUUCAGACUCUUCAGAAAUAAAAAUCCUGGGGGGGGGGGGAAGGUGCAUAAUGAGUACACCGAAUAGCAGCAAUAGCAGAAAACAUCAACAAGUUCAUUGUUGGCAGCCAGUUCUUAAACCUGAUUUGGUGGAGAAUAGCAAUAAUUAGAAUAAUUUGAAAGAGAGCCUGGAAAAGAGAAAGCAAGCAGACUUGAAGCAAUACCAAGCAUCUCUUUUUUUCAUGGACAUCUUUGUUUCUGAGGAAAUCUGUUCAGGGGAUUAGGAAAACAUUUAAUUGAAACCAAGAUCAUGGUUUUAUUUUUUAUUUUAAUUUUGCUCUCUUGCAUACUACAUAAAUGAUAUGUCAUCUCUUGGGAUGAGGUGGGAAGAAGUGAUAAACAGAAAAAUUGUAUACGUAUCUGUUCAGAAUUAAGCGCCAUUGAGUUCAGUGAGACUUACUCCAAGGUAAGUGGAUAUACGAUUGCAGCCUAAAUGUAGCAAGAGACAAAGUAGACUGUCACCCACUGUAAAUAUUUGCCAGUGGACAUCUUUAACAGGAAUUUUACAAAUGAUCUAUGUGAAUAUACAGACGCCUUUGUUUUAAAGGCUUUGCAUUUUUUUAAACAUGGGAAUUAAAUUAGUAUCCUAAGUAAUAAGUCAGUAAAUCCAAAGUACUUGCAUUGAAUGCAUUAUGUUUAUUAAAAAAAAGAAGCUUUGUUUUUCAGCUUCAUCUGCAGUUCUAUGUGAAGAUUGACAAAUGAAUUUUUACCUGUUUUAUUAAUAAAACCUAAUUUGGAUAUCUUGA